Molecule: messenger RNA, 1625 nt
Organism: Aphis gossypii (cotton aphid)
Lineage: Eukaryota; Metazoa; Arthropoda; Insecta; Hemiptera; Aphididae
Gene: mora
Product: cysteine and histidine-rich domain-containing protein morgana
Exons: 6
Coding region: 150-1193 (347 amino acids)
Source: RefSeq, a predicted model, not a curated record
UUGGCAUACCGCACAUUGCGCAUACCUCAUUGACUCAUUUCAAUUUUUUUUUGGCAUUGUGUGAAUCUUCCUCGUUGCUUUUAUAAAUCAAAUAUAUAAUUUCACCUACUUUUAAUUAAACAUUUAAAAUUCAACUAACUAAAAAAACAAUGUGUGACGAUACAAAUUUGCUCUUGUGCUAUAACCGCGGGUGUGCUGUAAAAUUUGAUCAAAUCAAUAAUCUUGAAGAUUCUUGUGUAUAUCAUCCAGGUGACCCUUUUUUUCAUGACGCCUACAAGGGAUGGUCGUGCUGUAAAAAGAAAUGUACCGAUUUUACUGAAUUUCUUAACAUAAAGGGCUGUACAAAAGGUUACCAUAAUGGUAAAAAGCCAAAAGAGCCUGAAAAGUACGUUCCAGAUAAGAAUAUCAAAGAUGAUAUUAUUGAAUAUCAUGCCCCAAAACCAGUUUCAUUACCAAGACCAUCGGCUAGUUUACCAUUGGAAAAUAUCAAACCUACUAUAUCUUCUACUCUCAUACAACAAAUGGCUUCUACUACUAUUAGCAAUACCAAUGGGAAAGAGACUAACAGUUUAACUGACAUUGCAAUUGGUACUAUGUGUAAAAACAAUGGAUGUAAACAGGCUUAUGAAGGUGCUGGGGAAGGUAACCUUUCAUGUAACCACCAUCCUGGUAUACCUAUAUUCCACGAGGGUAUGAAAUAUUGGUCAUGCUGUAAUAAAAAGACGUCAGAUUUCAAUGCAUUUUUAGAACAAGUUGGAUGUUCUCAAGGAGAUCAUUGUUGGAUCAAGGAAACGAAAACUCAAGGACAUACUAACUGCCGUUUAGACUGGCAUCAGACUGGACCCUGGGUUGUAAUAUCAAUUUUUGCUAAGAAAUAUGAUCCAAACAUUUCUUUUGUAAAAUUGUCACCUGUGAAACUGUCCGUGGAAUUAUACUUUCCUUCUGAUAAUUCGGUGUUUUCUAAAACCAUGGAAUUAUAUGGGAUUAUUGAUGUUAGUACAAGUUGUGUGUCUAUGUUGCCGACAAAAGUUGAAAUAAAACUUAAAAAAGCGGAACCAGUAUCAUGGGGAAUGUUGGAAUAUCGAAAUUAUAAAUCUUUAAAUGGUACAAACCAAUCUACAAAAUCAGAAACUAAUGUCAAAAAUGAAACUUCAAAUAACUCUGUAGAAAGUGUCGACCUUGGGGAUCUUUAAUUGAUGAGAUCUAUUGAAUAUAUUUGUAAUUUUUGGACAUAAAUUUAUCAUUACAACAAAAAUCUGUAAACCUGAUGUAAAAUUAUGUUUCUAUUUUUUUUCUUAUCAUGUAUAUAUUUUUGUUAAAAAGCAGGUAAUAAUUUUUUCUUAUUUAAACGAAAUAUUUUCCAACACAAAAAUAUCUGACUCUAUUUCCUUUCUUUUAUAAUAUUAUUUUAAAUGCUUUAAACAUAUAAUAGAACAGUUAACUUUUUAGAAAUUGUAAUUGAAUAUUUGUAUUUGCACUAAAUACAAUAAACCAUUUAAAACUCCUACAUAUUGCUUAAUGAAUUAAUACUUUACUUUUUAAAUACAUAUUGUAAUAUUUUUUUAAAGUUUUGAUUGAUUUUGAAACUAUAUAAAAUAAAUAUACACAUUUUAUUUGGAUGUAGA